Messenger RNA from Ictalurus furcatus (blue catfish), 1200 nucleotides. It is a transcript of the gene gtf3aa, whose product is annotated as general transcription factor IIIAa. Bases 133 to 1200 code for a protein of 355 amino acids. The transcript is spliced from 9 exons. The record is from RefSeq and is a predicted model, not a curated record. Gene Ontology annotation, cellular component: nucleus. NCBI's taxonomy places the organism in Eukaryota, Metazoa, Chordata, Actinopteri, Siluriformes, Ictaluridae.
CUGGGCAUAUUUUUGGACACCCCCCACCCCUUUUCCUCAAUUGGUACUUUCCAAGUGACGCAUACAUAACGCGACAUGGCGGCGUAGUAUCCCCGGUCUGUCUUCUACGCGGUCGCAAUUUUCAUUUUUAUCAUGAGGGAAUUUAAUAAAUCACUUCCCAGGAUGUUUAUCUGCUCUUUUCCCGACUGCACGGCAGCGUACGAUAAAGAGUGGAAGCUUGAGGCGCAUCUGUGUAAACAUACCGGAGUGAGGCCGUUCGGGUGCGAGUACGCCGGAUGCAGCAAAUCGUUCUGCAGUAAAUCUCAUCUCGCUCGUCAUGAGCUCACGCACACCGGAGAGAAACCCUUCAGCUGCGGGGAGGACGGAUGCACGCAGAGUUUCACCACAAACUUUAACUUGAAGAAACACAUUUCACGCAAGCACAAGCAGGAAGCCAAGAUGUACACCUGUGUGUUUGAGGGGUGUGGCAAAAGCUUCAAGAAGAACAACCUGCUGAAGAUUCACGAAAGCACACACACACUCCAGCUCCCGUACGAAUGCACGUACGAGGGCUGCGACAGACGCUUUGCGAAUCCCAGCAAAAGAAAACGUCAUGAGAAGGUGCAUAAGGGUUACCCGUGUCCGGCUGAGGAUUGCUCAUUCGUUGCGAAGACCUGGACUGAACUUACCAAGCACAGGAAAGAGCAUAAAGUGAGAGUGCAGUGUGAUGAGUGUAAGAAGACGUUCAGGGAUCAGUGGUUCCUGAAGCAGCACCAGCGCGUUCACGCUGAAGUUCGGCUCGUGUUUCUGUGUCCGAGAGACGGAUGCAAGCGUUCCUACACCACCGCCUUCAACCUGCAGAGCCACAUCCUGUCCUUCCACGAGCAGCAGCGAGCGUUCAGCUGCCCCGAGCCCGGCUGCACCAAAGCUUUCUCCAUGAAGCUAAGUUUACAGCGUCACUCUGUGGUUCACGACCCCGAGAGAAAGAAACAGAAGAAACCCCGUCCGACACGAUCACUGGCGUCUCAUCUGAGCGGCUACAAAACGUCAAAAAAACGCCGGAAAACCCCGGACCUCGACGACUCUCCUAACUCUGUGACCAGCCAAUCAGAAACGUCCAAAUCAGACAGCAAUCGGGCCGUUAUCUCGUCAGAAGCCGUCAAGGAUGACGUAACCUGGCCAUGUCCGAUGGUGCUGGAAUCGUCCGAUCAGAGCCAGUGA